Gavia stellata (red-throated loon) is the source of this 699-nucleotide messenger RNA. Its product is annotated as tumor necrosis factor ligand superfamily member 8. Gene Ontology annotation, cellular component: membrane. Gene Ontology annotation, biological process: CD8-positive, alpha-beta T cell differentiation; immune response. The transcript is spliced from 4 exons. NCBI's taxonomy places the organism in Eukaryota, Metazoa, Chordata, Aves, Gaviiformes, Gaviidae. Bases 46 to 699 code for a protein of 217 amino acids. Gene Ontology annotation, molecular function: tumor necrosis factor receptor binding. The record is from RefSeq and is a predicted model, not a curated record.
CAAGAGCAAACACUUUUUCGAGUGAAGGACUUUCAUAAAUCAGCCAUGCAUGUGAAUGAAGACACCGUUUCAAGGAGGCUUGGAGCCACUAACAAAACCUGUUUGUAUUUCAUCAUCGCUACCCUUGUGGUGUUACUCAUCUUUGCGUUAGCCACCAUCAUGGUCUUUGUCGUUCAGAAGAAGGCAGCUGAUCCUGCUACGGCGGGCAUCGCAAAACCUAUCAAGACAGGGAACACCUCCGAAGACUAUUUAAGAAUCCUACAGAAUGUCCCGACCAAGAGAGCCGCUGCGUACAUGAGAGUGUCAAAUCCAGUAAACAGUUCAAAACUGAGCUUGGUCGAGAAGGGUAUUUGUGAAGACAUCCAUUGCAAGAGCGAAGAGCUGGUGAUACAGAAACAAGGCCUCUACUUGAUCUAUUGCCACUUGAACUUUCAUUUUCCCAACUGUUCAAACAGCCCUACUGACCUCAAGAUAGAAUUCCUUGUGAAUGACAAAGUCAACAGACAAACAUUAUCCACAUGGUGCGCAUCAGAAAUGUGCCAAGAAAAGACUUUUAAGACCUUGUUCCAGCUCCAUUUGACAUACCUGAAUGUGAAGGACCGAAUAUCAGUAACACUUAAUCAUCCUAAAUUCUUGAAUGAAAUUUCUCUUCCCAAUGAAAACGUUCUUGGGGUCUUGAGGUACAGCGAUGAAAUGUGA